Pieris macdunnoughi is the source of this 774-nucleotide messenger RNA. Lineage: Eukaryota; Metazoa; Arthropoda; Insecta; Lepidoptera; Pieridae. The record is from the annotation of a GenBank genome assembly.
AUGGUUUUCCUUCACCGUAGGAGAAAGCUAGAAGUUCCAUUGGUGCAACUGGGACCGAGUACAUUGGCACUAACACCUGGGGCGGGUAAAAUUAUAUACCAAGACAAAAUUAUAAGUUUUGACAAGGUGCCACUGGUCACGCCCAACGGAGACGUACUCAUUAAGGAACUUACCUUUGAAGUAAAAUCCGGUAUCAACGUCCUAGUCUGUGGCCCGAAUGGUUGUGGGAAGUCGUCGAUGUUCCGAAUGCUUGGAGAACUUUGGCCUAUAUUUGGUGGUACCCUCGUAAAGCCACCUAAAGGCAAGCUGUUUUAUGUACCACAGAGGCCGUAUAUGACUUUGGGGACUUUCAGGGAUCAGAUAAUAUACCCACAAACUCGGGACGAAAUGGUUCGUCGGGGUCGUACGGACGAAGAGUUGGAGCGAUACCUCGAUAUCGUACAGCUGUCGUAUCUCGCUACUAGGGACGGUGGCUGGGAUGCUGUAGAAGACUGGAUGGAUGUACUCUCCGGUGGAGAGAAACAGAGGAUUGCGAUGGCGCGUCUUUUCUACCACGCGCCACAAUUCGCGAUUCUGGACGAGUGUACGAGCGCAGUGUCGGUGGACGUUGAAGGGCACAUGUACCAAUACUGCAGAGAGAUGGGCAUUUCUCUAUUUACGGUAUCUCACCGUAAAUCAUUAUGGCAACACCACGAUCAUUACUUACAAAUGGAUGGUCGAGGGGGUUACGUUUUUGGGGAGAUUGAUAACUCUACACAGGAAUUCGGAUCGUGA